Molecule: messenger RNA, 6633 nt
Organism: Pseudophryne corroboree (corroboree frog)
Lineage: Eukaryota; Metazoa; Chordata; Amphibia; Anura; Myobatrachidae
Product: zinc finger protein 665-like
Exons: 3
Coding region: 451-2580 (709 amino acids)
Source: RefSeq, a predicted model, not a curated record
CAGCGCCGCCACCUGGUGAGCCGGUGGAGACGCGGGUGAUUGUGUCGCUAUCCCAAGAGGCCAAAGUGUUCCCUUGCGUCCUGGGAGCUUAGUUAUUAGACGCCCCGAUAAAAUGUGGCUGACGGCUGCGAUAUUGGCGGCCUACGCAUGCGCGUGUGUGUGGCGUGUAGACUGUGGAGCGUCAGCUAUGCAAAUGUAAUACAGGCAAACUUUUACAGUGAGAACAACAAUCAAAGUUCAGAGAGCAGUCAGCAGCAGUACAGUAGUGGAAAGAGAACCUGGGACACCUUUUAGAAAAACAAAUGCAAAUGGAGGAGAAAUCGUAUUAAGGUGAACGUACUGGAAGGUCGACUUUCUAUAGGACUGAAUGUAAUCGCACAUAUUGUCCUCUGGUGUCUUCUUGGGAGAUCGUAGCGGGAAGAAUUAUCAGAAAUAGAAGAAUGUGGCAGAAUGUCUAAGAAGCGUGGCAAUAUCGGGAAACCCAGCCUGGCUGACAUUAAUGAGGGCAUCACCAAAACACUGGACAUGCAGAACACACAGGAGGCUAUGUCUGUGAUUCCUAACAGUAAAGGGACUUCAGAGGUCUCCACUGGGUCAGGUCAUAAGGAUCCAAAGCAAGCCUGCCCUACACAGCCUACAUACAGCUCUGAGUCUGAGGAGAGCUCUCAGGCUGACUCCGGCCUGGAGGACAAUAAGUCUGAGAACAGAAGAAAGGGUGAGUACCCCUGUCCGGAAUGUGGAAAAGUCUUUGCUUAUUUAUCCUACCUAAAUAUACACCGGAGAGUGCACACAGGGGAGAGACCAUAUGAAUGCAAGGAGUGUGGGAAACGUUUUGUACAGAAGCAGCAUCUCCAGUCCCAUCACCGUACGCACACCGGAGAGAAGCCGCAUCAGUGCUCAGAGUGCGGGAAAAGGUUUUCAUGUAAAUCAGAUCUUUCCAUCCACAUGAGAACGCACACGGGAGAGAAGCCAUAUAAAUGUUCUGAAUGUGGGAAAGGAUUUACCACCAGCUCACAUCGUCGUAUACACGAAGCUUCCCACACAGGAGCAAACCCCUUUCCAUGUUCUGAGUGUGAUAAAGCUUUCCCUACGAAGUACCAGCUACGCAUCCACCAGAUUGUCCACACGGGAGAGAAGAACUUUGAGUGUCCUGAAUGUGGAAAAUGCUUCUCUACUAGUGGGCAUCUCAGCAGCCAUAAGCAGACGCACUCGGGGGAAAAGCCUUGUAAGUGCUCUCAGUGUGGGAAAGCAUUUGCUUGCAGAGCCUAUCUUCGUCUCCAUCAGAAAUCCCACACAGGAGAAAAACCAUUUGCAUGUAACGAAUGUGCAAUGUGUUUUCCCGGCAAAGCUCAUCUUGCCAAUCACAUAAAAGUCCACACAGGAGAAAAAUCAUUUGCAUGCAAGGAAUGUGCAAAGUGUUUUUCUGACAAAUGUUAUCUUGCCACCCACAUAAAAACCCACACAGAAGAAAAAACAUUUGCAUGUAACGAAUGUGCAAAGUGUUUUUCUAACAAAUCUGGUCUUGCCAGACACACACAAACCCACACAGGAGAAAUUAACUAUAAAUGCCCCAAGUGUGGAAACUGUUUCCAGAACAUAUCUGACCUCAAUAAGCACAAGAGAACCCAUGAUGAUAUGUAUGCGUGUUCUGAGUGUGACAAACAUUUUAAACACAAAGGUCAUCUUGAGCAGCAUGAAAAAAUACACACUGGAGAGAAGCCAUUUGUGUGUGCAGAGUGUGGGAAACGCUUUACACAGAAAAUAGCGAUGCUUACACAUGGGCAGAGAAUCCACAAUGUCGGAGUAAAAGCGUUUAAAUGCUCGGAAUGUGGGAAAGGUUUUGUUUUCAAGGUUGAGCUUAAGAAACACGAGAGAGUUCACACAGGAGAGAAACCUUUUCCUUGUACUGAAUGUGGUAAAUGUUUUAGAAUUCGCUCACAGCUGGUUGUUCAUCUCAGACAUCACACUGGAGAAAAGCCUUUCUCUUGCUCGGAAUGUGGAAAAAGUUACCGUGACAAUGGUGAUCUUAUUAAGCACAGGAGAGUGCACAGAGAGAAACCAUUUGUGUGCUCAGAGUGUGGAAAAGCAUUUAGUAGCAACGGCCAGCUUGUUUCACACCAGAGAUCUCACACAGACGAGAGACCAUUCACCUGUUCCGAGUGUGGUAAAUCCUUCAAACAUAGGGGAACUUUUGUCAGUCAUCAGAAAAUUCACACAGGGGAGAGACCAUUUGCAUGUUCAGAAUGUGACAAGCGGUUUAUAAUGAAAUCGGAGCUCGUUAACCAUAAGAUGACUCAUACUGGUGAGAGGCCAUUUCCAUGUUUGGAAUGUGGAAAAUGCUUUACAAAUAAGAAAACCCUGAGAUUGCAUCAUAGAAGCCACACCGGGGAGAUGCCGUACGAGUGUUCAGAGUGUAGUAAAAGAUUUAGAUAUAAUUCAAGUCUUGCAAUGCACAAAAAGAGCCAUUCAGGAGAAAAGCCUUGCUUGUGUCCUGUGUGUGGGCUAGCUUUCAUUUAUCCCUCUGGGUUGGCUCGUCAUCAAAAGCUUCAUGGGCCAGAUGCGGAAAGUGAUUCAACAUAAGCUAGCCACAUACAUAGGAGCCAUUAUACACACAAAAAUCGGAAUCUAGAUUCUGUUUGAUUUAAGGACCCUUAGUCCAGUUCCUGAUUAUUAUAUUUUUUUGCAUACCUAGUUAAUGGAGAUUUAGUCUUUCAGAUUUUGCAUUCUCAGGCAAGUUAGGUGAUCACAAGCUUGCAAAAACCCUGCGCCUAAUUGGCUAUGCCUCCAUGGGGGGUGUUCAAUUGAAGUCUGAAACUGCCGUCUUGUCGGAAAGACAGCAGUUUCCGACUGUUUUAGGUCGGAAAGGGUUCCAACCUAUUCCAUGCAACCCCAUUUUUCCCGACAAGUCGGGAAACCUGACUUGUCGGAAAGCACGCGGAUCGGCGGCUUAAGCGGCUGAUUACUGUGUAUUGUAUUCACGGCCAAACUCGACAGGUUUUAGACCGGUUUCCGACCGUGUCAAUCCGACUUUGAAAAAAGUCAGAUUGGCAUUGUUGGGAAAAGGCCAAACCUGUCGGGUUUGGCCGGGCAUUGAAUACUCACAUGUCGGUUCUUUUCCAUCGGAAAAGAUCCGACAUGAACUGAAUACACCACUGUCUCCUACAGUCAGCUGUGUCAGCAUUCCAGCCAUAACAUCUCAAUGCUUUUGGCAGACAUACAAAAACCUGCAGGCGGGUAUCUUUCAUACCUUCCUAACAAGGGUGUAGCUAUAGUAGAUGUGGGGGGUGUGGCUGCUAUGGGGCCCAGCCCUUUUCCUGCAUCCAGUUACGCUCACCUCCUGACACCUAUGGGGCUCAGGAGUGGAGUACCCACCCCAUUCUGAGUAGUGCAUGGGGGUGGGGGUGAAAACCCUAUAGCUUAGCCCUUAUAGGUAUAGUUACACCCCUGCUUCUUAAGAUUGGCAACUCCUCAUCUUGUCGAUUCCCCUGAAAAGUAUUUAUUUGGUGUCACUUAUCUUAAGGGUCUGAAGCUCGCCAUUUGUCACCGUGAUGUGGCCAGUGCCUCUGAAUCUGGCACCGGGUGCAUUUAUACAAUGGGGAACAUCCUCGGGUAAUAAUAUCAUAUAGCUGAGAAGAGUUUAGUUGUUCCCCUGAUUUUAAGCUACAGUAUUAUUAGCAAUUGCUGUAUUGAACAAUAUUAUUUUAGAUUCCCUCCAUGGGGGAUAUCCAAUUAACUGCUGUAAAAUACCAUGGUUAAUGGAUUCCCCCGGGGUUAGCCGAUUCGUCCCUGACCGCUGACAUUUAUGAGGAAUUGGGGCGUUCCUGAUAAGCAGCCCUCAACCAUUUUUGCGUAAUAACGCAAGGGUCUGGGAACUUAUCUCGCAUCGCAUUACCGUAAACAGGUAAUUUACCGCACUGUAAAAACAGACUGUAUGGGGAUAGAUCAAUAAUACUAUCGGUCUAUUGUAGUCCUAGGCUUGACAUAUUUUUCUAAAAUCUAGGAACUAGGAUAAAAUAGUAGGAGCCAGAUCACCAUCCCCUCAAAAAAAUCAAAAACUGAAACCCAAGGCCCCGCUCUGUCCCCAGAGCUACAUUAAUGAGCAUUUCCAUCCCACUCUCACCGCCCCCUUGGCAAACCAACACCUAUGGCCACAUAACUAAGGGGGUACCCCCCAGGCAAACCAGCUCUCCACAGCCACAUUGCUGUGCUGCUAACCCCCGGGCAAGCGACAACCUCCCUAACGAUCCCCCCAUGGCCACAUUAAUGAGCAGCUAACACCCCAUGGGCAACCAACCCCAAAAGCCACACAACUAAGGAGGUACCGUCAGCCAAACCACCCCUCCACAGCCAACUCCCAGGCAAACAAUCCCCCCUCUCUUUGCUCACAAAAUGUAUGUACCUAACCUCUAUGGCGCCAGAAUCCUCGGCCAUGCAUAGACCCUCUUACCAGAAAGCUCUUUGCAGCCAGAGUUGAAUGGACAGGCACAGCAAUCAAUGCAGGCUGGAACGGACAGGCACAGCAGUCGGCGCAGGGGGACGGACACACGGCAGAUGCACUCCUGUGCAAUAAAUGGUCUCCGCAAUACAGGCUCUCCCAUGACUCUCUGCUGGGAUUGACAAGGAUUUGCCUCCUCCCUCCUCGCAGCCAGGCAGCAAAAUCUAGAGGCCAUGGUGACCUGGCCCUGGGAUUUGUCGGGCCCUGUUUUAGUCCACUUAUGUUAUGUGGUAACAUAGGCAAUUAGACACCGGGCCACGUGUCUUAGUUGCUUGUGUUAUGCUUUAUGUAAAAUGCAAUACAUGCUUUUUUAAUAUAGUAGUUAUAAAAAAAAAAAAGUAGAGGCCCUUUUUUUUUAAUACAGGUUGAGUCUCCCAUAUCUAACAUGCUGGGGACCAGAAGUAUUUUGGAUUUUUCCGUAAUUGGGAAUAUUAGCAUGCCAUAAUGAGAUAUAUUUGGUAUGGAACCCAAGACUAAACACAGAAUGCAUUUUUAUGUAUCAGAUACACUUUAUACACAAAGAUUGAUGGUCAUUUUAUACAAUAUCUAUAAUAAUUUUGUGCAUGAAACAAAGUUUGUGUACAUUCCACCAUCAGAAAACAAAGGUGUCACUGUCCCAGCCUUGCUCAAAUAAAUUUGGCUCUUAUUUUUGUAUAUGAGGGGCAACCUAUUGGGCCAGUAAAAGGAAAUGAUUACUAUAUGAUUACAGUCUAAUACUUAUUAUACAAUCAAUAAUUCAGUUAUUUGCUAUCUCUAAGCCUCCAUGGAAAAUAUAAAAGUUCCAGAGUCGGUAGAUGUUCCAUACAGUGCCAGUACCAGGCUGUAAUAUAGUGAUCCUGUAGAAAAUACAAUACAUUACAUUGAUUAAUAGUUGUAAAUCUUUUUAUAUGAAAGAAUUGCAUAAUAUCUUAGACACACAUUCUCAGGAGAGCGCUGCAGCGUAUUUCUGUAGUGGAGUGUGCUACUGUGCAGUCUCCAACAAAAUGGAUGCUUCAUUUCGUUACCAAGAUGUCUGCUGAUAGUGUCUGUGCAUGCACAUCCCCAUCUUCGCCAUAGUGUAUGAGCAACAUGGUGGAGGACGGAUGUCCUCCUCUUAGCUCCAGAGACCUUCAACAUUACCCGCUAGAUCCGCUGUUCCAGAACCCUGACUAUCUGUCAGUAGACCUUUUCCGCUACAGGCUCCAGCUUUUGCUGGCGUUACCCUAUAGAAACCUAUGGGCUGCUUUUCGCAUUCCCCCUGAGAGGGAUCCAAUCUGAUUCCUCCCUGCACCUCCAGUGGUCGCGGCAGCCAUCUGUGCAUACGCAGAGGGACUCUCUGGAAGAAACCUGGAAGUCCCAUCAUUACAAAGAACAGCUCAUAACAGGAGAGCUGUCCUUUGCAUUUCUAAUCGCAUAUAUUAAUACGUAUGCAGUAAGUAUAGUUGCGGUAAGUGAAGGGAUGUACCGCAUCAUGGAAGCGAUACUUAGUAGCCACUAUCAGGAGAGUGCAGCAGCUGUCUCCUCCCUAACAUCAGGGACACACACACACACACACUCAGGAGAGUGCAGCAGCUAUGUCCUCCCUAACACCAGGGGGGGACACACACUCAGGAGAGUGCAGUAGCUUGCUUCUAACAGUAAUAGUUGCCAUUCACCACCUGGACACUGUAAAAGCAGUUGCUAUUGUAGUUGUACCAUAUAUAAAGGGAAGAUGUUCUACAAGGCUACAUACAGUAUAUGCACAUUAUAACAAUUCAAGUAAGUCUAUGUCCAUACUUGCCUACUUUUGAAAACUAGAAUCAGGGAGAUUAUAGUAUGUGCAUUGCAGAGUGCUGCGUGCCGCUGAGGGGGCGUGUCAUACUCUGCCCAAAGGGCGGUUCUAGUUCCACAAAUGGGCGUGUCUAUGCUUAAAUGCUUGUUGUGAGAUAUUUCUGUAUAACAUUCGUAACUAUAUAUUUUGGAAAGUUUUACAAGUAUUGAUACUAACAUUGCUGUGUGCAAUACGGGGAUUCUUGUUUGCAAUAUAUAUUCCCUGUGAUAUUUCUUUUCUACUCCCUAAGCACAAUAUACAUGAUAAAUGUGAUGCCUAUGCAAUAAAUGUAAUUUGACCUUGUGUGAACUCAUCCCUAAACAUAUAAAUAAAUUAUGAUUUUGGUGUA